Penicillium soppii is the source of this 3120-nucleotide messenger RNA. RefSeq lists its product as uncharacterized. The transcript is spliced from 5 exons. Gene Ontology annotation, cellular component: endoplasmic reticulum membrane. NCBI's taxonomy places the organism in Eukaryota, Fungi, Ascomycota, Eurotiomycetes, Eurotiales, Aspergillaceae. Bases 1 to 3120 code for a protein of 1039 amino acids. Gene Ontology annotation, biological process: protein N-linked glycosylation; oligosaccharide metabolic process. Gene Ontology annotation, molecular function: Glc3Man9GlcNAc2 oligosaccharide glucosidase activity. The record is from RefSeq and is a predicted model, not a curated record.
AUGUUGAUCGACGGAAAAGAAGUUCUAACGGCCGAAGAGAAGCGCCUGAAGGAAGACCGUGAGAAGACCAAAUACUGGAAGCGCUGGGGACCCUAUGUUGCUGAGAGACAAUGGGCUACUGUUCGAGAGGACUACAGCGCGGAUGGUGAUGCCUGGAGCUAUCUGACUUACGAUGAUGCUCGGUCGCGAACCUAUCGUUGGGGUGAAGAUGGUAUUGCCGGUGUCUCCGAUACACAUGGUUUGCAGAAUAUUGCUUUCGCUUUUUGGAACGGUGAGGACGACUUCCUGAAGGAGCGUCUGUUCGGUCUGUCCAACCCGCAGGGUAACCAUGGUGAGAGUAUCAAGGAGGCACAUUUCCAUGUGGAUAAUACUCCUACGCAUUCUUACAUGAAAUUCCUCUACAAAUACCCUCAGAGGAAGUUCCCAUAUCAAGACCUCGUCGAUGAGAAUGCCAAGCGUACUCGUCUGGAGAAAGAGUACCAGAUCCUUGAUACUGGUAUCUUCGAUGAAAACCGCUAUUGGGAUAUCUACAUCGAGACUGCCAAGGAAGCUGACGAUGAGGAAGAACUACUCUUCCGUGUCAUUGCGUACAACCGGGGCCCAGAGCCUGCCCAUCUACACAUCGUCCCACAUGUCUGGUUCCGGAACACAUGGGCCUGGGGCGACGAGAAGAACAAGGAAAAGCCUUCUAUUAAGAAGGAUGGUUCCCUAGUCGCAAAGUCAGAGCAUAAUAAGAUCGGCGAGCGCUAUAUUCAUUUUGCGCCGUCUCCUCCCGUCGGUUCGAGUGAGGAUGAUGUCCAGCCCGAGCUGAUGUUCACCGAGAACGAGAGUAACAACAAGUUGCUGUGGGACACUGAAAACAGCACUCCUUACGUGAAGGAUGCCUUCCACCGCCACAUCGUCGAGGAAGAAAAGGGUGCCAUCAACCCAGACAACGAGGGCACCAAGUUUGCUGCGUGGUACGCGUUCAACAACGGCGAGGGAGUCCCACCCGGCGAGUGCGCUGUCGUCCGUUUCCGAGUCUCCCGCAAGAAGGAAGACUUCGUCGAUGAAGAAGUCCUAGAUGAUGUGAUUGAACAGCGCCGUGCCGAGGCCGACGACUUCUACUACCACCUCAACCCCCUCCCCAUGAGCGAGGAUCUCCGCAACAUCCAGCGUCAGGCCUUCUCCGGAAUGAUGUGGUGCAAGCAGUACUACAACUUCGUCUGGGACCAAUGGGCGAAUGGCGACCCCGCUGAAAUCCCUCCCCCAGAGGGCCGAAAGGGCAUUCGCAAUGAGCAGUGGCGUCACUUGUACAUUGACGACAUCUUGUCCAUGCCCGAUUCAUGGGAAUAUCCUUUCUUCGCCGCAUGGGACACUGCAUUCCACUGUAUCCCGCUGGCGAUGAUGGAUCCCGACUUCGCGAAGAAGCAACUCGACCUGCUCACUCGUGAGUGGUACAUGCAUCCCAACGGCCAGUUGCCGGCGUAUGAGUGGAACUUCGGCGACGUGAACCCUCCCGUGCACGCGUGGGCUGUGUUCCGCACGUUCAAGAUCGAGCGUAAGAUGUACGGACGACAGGAUCUAGACUUCCUCGAGCGUGUCUUCCAGAAGCUGUUGCUUAACUUUACCUGGUGGGUGAACCGCAAGGACUCUGGCGGCAAGAAUGUCUUCGAGGGUGGCUUUUUGGGACUUGAUAAUAUCGGUCUGUUCAACCGCUCCGAGCCAUUGCCCACCGGCGGUGUCCUCGAGCAAGCUGACAGCACUGGUUGGAUGGCCUUCUACUGUCUGACUAUGCUGAACAUUGCUCUGGAGUUGGCCAAGCACCGUCGCAUUUAUGAAGACAUUGCAUCCAAGUUCUUCGAGCACUUCUUGCUCAUCAGCGAUGCCAUGACCUUCCGUAACGGAGAUGACACUGUGCAGUCACUCUGGAACGAGGAGGACAGCUUCUACUACGAUGCCAUCUCCUACGGUGGCCCGUGGACCCAGCAACUGCCCAUCAGGUCCCUUGUCGGCCUGAUCCCACUCUACGCAGUCCUCACUCUGGAGCCAGAGCUGAUCAAGAAGUUCCCCUCGUUCAAGCGCCGAGUGGACUGGUUCAUCGAGAACCGCUCCGAUGUCGCAGAACGCAACAUCGCCAGCAUGAAGCACCGCGGCAAAGAUGACCGACUCCUCCUCGCCCUGGUCAGCAAAGACCGCCUAAUCAAGAUCCUCGAGCGCAUGCUCGACGAAACCGAAUUCCUCUCUAAGCACGGCAUCCGCUCUAUGUCCAAGUAUCACGAAGAAAACCCCUACUCCAUGGACGUCAACGGUCAGACCUUCAAAGUCGGCUACGUCCCAGGAGACUCGGACUCCGCCCUCUUCGGCGGCAACAGCAACUGGCGCGGCCCGAUUUGGCUCUGCGUCAACUUCCUCCUCGUCGAGUCCCUCCUGCGCUUCUACAUGUUCUACGGCGACUCCCUGCAAGUCGAGUGUCCAAAGGGCUCAGGUGACUUCAUGCAUCUCGGCCACGUCGCAGAAGAGCUCCAGCACAGAAUGCAGCAUCUGUUCGCGCGGGACGACGAAGGCCGACGCGCCGUCAACGCAGGCUCCGACCUCCUCGACUUCGACGAGCACUGGAAAGACAACCUUUGGUUCCACGAGUUCUUCGAUGGCGACACAGGCCGCGGACUCGGCACAUCGCAUCAGUGCGGAUGGACCGGGCUGAUCGCCAAGAUCAUCCACGACACAGGCAUCAAUUGCCGGCUACCACAGACUCCGCGGUCUCCAUUCGCUGCGGCAUCGCACUACUUCGACGACAUCUUUUCGCGGUCUGGUCGGCCGCGCGGAUCUGGUCGUCCGUCGCCUCGCCGGUCGUCGACUACCCGCUCCAUCGGUAAUCGGAGUGACUUCUACUCUGGCGAGGCUACGCCUGCUGCGUCGACGGUUAUGGACGAUGAGGAGGAUAGCCGUGGGCCUAGUCGGGCUAUUAGUCGGCGGGGUAGUACUCUUGAUCCUCAGGAUGAGGAUCAUGUUAACCACUACGUUGAAAGCCAGCUGCAGCGUGUGCGUAGCUCUGCUUCGAUUGCGAACUAUGAGGAUGAGUUUGAGACGAAGGCUGAGAAGGAGAAUGGGGAGAACGGAGAGAAUGAACCCUCUUGA